CUGGAGGAGCUGUGCUGCUGCAGAGGUGCUUGGGGGGUGGGUGAGGCCAGGGUCACAGGCAGGGAGGAGGUGGCUGCAGAGGGUGCAUCGACAAGAUGGGGUAGAAAAGUGUUCCUGCUGUCCCUUGACAUGGAUCUCUGCAAAGACUGAGGGGCCUUUGCCCAGAUACCAGGAUUGAGCUGUUUGUAGUCUUGUGGCUCCUGAGAGAAGCCUGGUGUGGAGCAGGACGUGUUUUUCCCAGCUGAGUGGCCCGGGAAGCAGGUGGCCUGGAGUGAUCUUUGUGCUGGUGGUGGGCAAGAGACAGGAGCUGUCAGGGAACACUGAGGGUCACAUUUCCAUGGAAGUGGCUGUGCUGGCUGUGUAAGCACUUAAGAGGAUGUUGGGGUCCACAGCACAGCCCCAUCAGUGUGAGGAUGUGGAGCUGGUGGAAUCUCCUGGGUCUUUUUCCUUGUGGCGGUCACCCACAUCUCAGGUGCCAUGGCCAGACUUGCUGUGCCCCGAUGGGGCCUUUGGGCACAGGGAUCCCAUUCAUCUGCUCUGGGCAGUCUGUGCUUCUGAGGCACUGAUUCUUGUCUUCUCUCCCUCUUCACAGUCCCGGGUCCAGGCAGCAUUGCUGAAUCAGCUGUUUGCAAUUUCAGAACCUGGAGACACUGUCAAGGUCACCUGCUCUGGGAUUAGCUGGCCUUACACUGCCUGGUACCAGCAGAAGGUCCCUGGCAGUGCCCCUGUCACUGUGAUCUAUGUUAAUAGCAAGAGACCCUCAGACAUCCCUUCACGAUUCUCCGGAUCCAAGUCCGGCUCCACGGGCACAUUAACCAUCACUGGGGUCCAAGCCGAGGACGAGGCUGUCUAUUUCUGUGGUAGCUACGACAGCAGUGGUACUGGUAUAUUUGGGGCCGGGACCAUGUUGACCGUCAAAGGCGAUGGUUCCCUGGUCCAGGCAGCACCACUGAGUCAGCCGUCCUCAUUGUCAGCCAAGGUGGGAGAAACCAUCAAGAUCACCUGCUCCGGUGGCAAUGGUAACUAUGGCUGGUUCCAGCAGAAGGUCCCUGGCAGUGCCCCUGUCACUGUGAUCUGGUACAACAACAACAGACCCUCGGACAUCCAUUCGCGAUUCUCUGGAUCCACAUCCGGCAACACGGGCACAUUAACCAUCACUGGGGUCCAAGCUGAGGAUGAGGCUGUCUAUUUCUGUGGGAACUAUGACAGCAAUGCUGGUUUUGUGGUCCAGGCGCCAUCACUGAGUCAGCUGUCCUCAUUGUUAGCCAAGGUGGGAGAAACCAUCAAGAUCACCUGCUCAGGAAGCAACAACGAGUAUGGCUGGUACCAGCAGAAGGUCCCUGGCAGUGCCCCUGUCACUGUGAUCUAUGAUAACAGCGGGAGACCCUUGGACAUCCCUUCACGAUUCUCUGGAUCCAUAUCUGGCAACACAAACACAUUAACCAUCACUGGGGUCCAAGUUGAGGACGAGGCUGUCUAUUUCUGUGGUAGCUACGACGGCAGUGCUGAUACAUUUGGGGCCGGGACCAUGUUGACCGUCAAAGGCGAUGGCCAGCCUGAGGUCACUCCCUCCCUCUACGUCUUCCAGCCGCCCUCCGAGCCGAUCUUGAAGGAGAACAAAGCCAUUCUGGUGUGUCUGGUGCAGGGCUUCUAUCCUGAGCAUGUGGAUGUGGAAUGGGUGGCUGAUGGCACCCUCCUCACAAACAACGUGCAGACCAGUCCACCCGUGCGGCAGAACGACAGCAAGUACAUGACCAGCAGCUACCUGACACUGGAUGCCAGCCAGUGGCAAAAUUACAGCACAUACUCCUGCAAGGUCAAGCACGAGGCUGGCAAUGUGGAGAAGACAGUGAACAGAUCCUAUUUCCCCCCCUUCCACUGUGAGGAGGGAAGAAAAUGCCAUAGUCAGGGGCCUCCCAAUUUUCGGGAUUUCUCUCGACCAUCAGGCUCAUUGAGGGGUCAGGGCCGGCUGCUGUGCCACACCUGGCCCCUUGGCCAGGACCAGGGGGGAAGAACCCCCAGUCUCUCUCUCUAUCUCAUGGCAUCUCUCCAAUUCCAGCUACGCAAACAAGCUUCUUUUCCAGCUUGUGUAAUAUGUCGUUUACACAGAGGUGCAUCAAGUUGUGACUGGCUCAGCGGAGGCAUAAAAGGGACUCAAGGUUCACGGCACAGCCCCACCACUGGGGAGACGUGGAGCUGGUGGGAUCACACCAUGGCCUGGGUCCCUCUCCUCCUCGCGGUGCUCGCCCACACCUCAGGUUCUCUGGUCCAGGCAGCGCUGACUCAACCGUCCUGAUUGUCUUACAGGGUGGGAGACACCGUCAACAUCACCUGCUCUGGGAGCAGCUACAACUGGUAUGGCUGGUACCAGCAGAAGGUCCCUGGCAGUGCCCUUGUAACUGUGAUCUAUGCUAAUAACAGCAGACCCUUGAACAUCCCUUCGCGAUUCUCCGGAUCCUUGUUGGACUCCACGGGCACAUUAACCAUCACUGGGGUCCAAGCCGAGGACGAGGCUGUCUAUUUCUGUGGUGAUUGGGAUGUAUUCGGGGUUGGGACCCAUGUGACCGUUAUAAGCCAGCCUGAGGUCGCUCCCUCCCUCUACGUCUUCCAACCGUCCUCCGAGCAGAUCUUGAAGGAGAACAAAGCCAUUCUGGUGUGUCUGAUAGAGGGCUUCUACCCCAAGCGUGUGGAUGUGGAAUGGGUGGCUGAUGGCACCCUCCUCACAAAUAACGUGCAGACCAGUCCACCCGUGCGGCAGAACGACAGCAAGUACAUGACCAGCAGCUACCUGACACUGGAUGCCAGCCAGUGGCAAAAUUACAGCACAUACGUCUGCAAGGUCAAGCACGAGGCUGGCAAUGUGGAGAAGACAGUGAACAGAUCCGAGUACCCCUAAGCCCGCUGGGACCUCCUCGCACCCACUGGCCCUUUGCUGGCUCCCUCCCUCCUCCCCACUUCUGGGGACAGCGGCUCCUCCCAGCCACACACCUCGCUCCCCAUGUACCCCUGUCCCCUGCUCCUGUCCCCCCACUCUGAGUGUCAGACAAAUAAAAACCGACACUGAACUAGUGCUGGCUCAGCA
Messenger RNA from Pseudopipra pipra, 3082 nucleotides. RefSeq names its product immunoglobulin epsilon heavy chain-like. Gene Ontology annotation, biological process: immunoglobulin production; immune response. The record is from RefSeq and is a predicted model, not a curated record. Lineage: Eukaryota; Metazoa; Chordata; Aves; Passeriformes; Pipridae.